Messenger RNA from Penicillium angulare, 468 nucleotides. RefSeq lists its product as uncharacterized. The coding region runs from base 1 to 468 and encodes 155 amino acids. NCBI's taxonomy places the organism in Eukaryota, Fungi, Ascomycota, Eurotiomycetes, Eurotiales, Aspergillaceae. The transcript is spliced from 3 exons. The record is from RefSeq and is a predicted model, not a curated record.
AUGGCUAUGCUAUGUGUGCGUGCCGCUACCAUAUGUAACAACAGCUACCCCAGAUGCCAAGCAGUCAAGAUCAGUGCAACCUCUAGAAGGGCGUUGACUACAUGUCUAAGCUUUGAUGUCAUUGAAAACAAGCGUGUUACUGAACUUCCGGAUAGUACACGACCGAGAUUGGAGCUGAACGUGACCGCAAAGUCAUCCAGUCUAGCUGUUCCAAGUCUGCAAGACUUGAAUGCAAACGAAGAGAGAGAUGCAGACUCAUACUCUCUUAACUCGUUUCUUCCGCCGGAAAUGAAAUUCAAGCCAGAGAGCGUCAUUAUAGUGGACUCGGGAAUAUUUAAGUCAGACGCAAUGGCAAGCAACACCCAAGUUGAGCUGUCAAACGGGGCUGAUAUCGUCUUAAUCAUCGCAUUCAUGUUAGCUGAAGCGCAAAUUGUAUUCAACGGAAAGGCGCAAGUGAGUUUUUAUUGA